Papaver somniferum (opium poppy) is the source of this 3035-nucleotide messenger RNA. RefSeq names its product carbon catabolite repressor protein 4 homolog 6-like. Gene Ontology annotation, molecular function: 3'-5'-RNA exonuclease activity. The transcript is spliced from 15 exons. Lineage: Eukaryota; Viridiplantae; Streptophyta; Magnoliopsida; Ranunculales; Papaveraceae. The coding region runs from base 91 to 2709 and encodes 872 amino acids. The record is from RefSeq and is a predicted model, not a curated record.
AACGAAAGUGAGAAGACGACGACGACCAAAUUCACGAUCAUUAAAACCCUAAAUACAAAAACACUCAGAAAUGAAAACCCUAGAAAUAGAAUGAGGUUCGCCUCUUCUUCUUCGUCUUCGUUACAAUCUUUUAUAAUUGCAGCUGCUACUACUGACAUCAAUUUCGCUUCAAUGUCUUCUCUUCGUGGUGGUUACCCUAGAGGAGGAGCUCCAUGUGGAGAAUUUUGCUCUCCGUCUGAGAAUCAAGAAUCAUUGGUUACUGAAGAUUCACAUUUUCCAUCAGUUGAAGCUAGAAAUAAUGGUUUCAGGCAGCAUAAUGGACGGAAUUUCCAAAAUCAACAUUACCGUCAACCACCGCCACAACAACAGCCAUUUCCCCACCCUUCCCCACAAUAUCGACACCAGCAACCGACUCCUCCACCAUAUUAUCGCCAGCAGCAGCCGAAUCCUCCGCUGCAUUAUCGCCAGCAGCGGCGGAUUCCUCCACCCUAUUAUGGUCAACAGCAGAUGAAUAGGCCACAUCAUUAUCGCCAACAGCAGCCGAUUCCUCCACCACAUUAUGGUCAACAGCAGCCGAAUAGGCCACUGCAUUAUCGCCAACAGCGUCCGUUUACUCCUCCUGGCACCAAACAAUGGGACUACAGGAAGUGGGAGUUGGCGGUGUCACAGCCACCACCUCAAUGUGAACGCUUUGUAGUGCUUUCAUACAAUAUACUAGCCAACUACUUGGCUUUAGACCAUAGAAGAGAGCUUUAUUUUCACAUACCAUUCUACGUAUUGGACUGGGAGCGGCGAAAGAGAAAUAUACUUUUUGAGCUUGGAUUAUGGUCGGCUGACAUUAUGUGUCUCCAGGAGGUCGAUAGGUUCCAGGACUUAGAGAACGAGCUAAAGGUCCAUGGGUAUGAAGGAAUCUGGAAGAUGCGUACAGGACAAGCAAUUGAUGGAUGUGCAAUUUUUUGGCGCACAACACGAUUCAAAUUGCGGCAUGAAGAAUCUAUAGAGUUCAGAAACCUCGGACUUCGUGAUAACGUUGCACAAGUUUGUGUACUCGAGUCAAGGAACCAAAACUCCAGUGACAAGGUGUCUGCGGAUUCGCCUACAAGUGCAAGUGAUGCUAAUCUAGUUGUCAUAUGUAAUAUUCACGUGUUGUUCAACCCUAAAAGAGGAGAAAUUAAGCUGGGACAGGUCAGAGUGCUCCUAGAAAGGGCUCAUGCAGUUUCAAAGCUCUGGAGGGAUGCACCAUUGGUUCUUUGUGGGGAUUUCAACUGUACCCCAAAGAGUCCACUGUACAACCUAAUACUAGACCAGAAGUUAAACUUGGAUGGGCUUGCUAGAAAUCAAGUAUCUGGACAACCAACUGCAGAAAUAUCUGAACUAAAGCGAAAUUACCCUAACUCAGGAAACGGGUUUCCUAGGGCUCAGUCUAAUGAUGGUACAGUCAGCACUUCUAUGCUGGUUGAGGAGAAUGUCGAUAUGAAACAUGGUAAUGAACUACCAAACAUGCAUGACAAGAACAAGCCGUGCGACGAAGUGGAUAAUUCUUUUUUGGCGACAAACUUAGCAAAGCCUCAGAAUAUUUGUGAGAUGGUAAAUGCACCCAUGGAAUCUGGAUCUGAUGUCCAAUACAAAAAUGAAAACAGCAGGACUUACGAUGUUAUAAGAAUUGAGGAAGAAAUACUAGAUAAUUGUAAGGAUCAGUUUAUGUCACCGCACAGUGUGUCACUUGAACAGAUAAAAGAAAGUCCAAAUGGCAUUCCCGAGGAAGGUGUGCCACCUGUUGAUCUUGAAAAUGAUGGGGUGGAAGAGUUAUCCUCGCUUAUACCUUCUUAUAAUGAUGAUGAUGUUUGUAUGGAGAUCGUGUCUGAAAAUGUAGAAAGGCCGGGCCGUACUCUGAGGACUCAACCAAGCUUAUCUUCAAGUAAUCCAGUGAUUGAAACUACAAAGCAAAAGUCUGUUUGCAGUGAUAUGGAAAAGAGAAAUCUUGAAUCAGUAGAAAGGAUUAAUCCCUCAACUUUGUCUGAAGGUACAUACCAUGUCAAGAUCUCUGCUGCAUCUACUAGUAUUGACCUAAGUGUGGAUCCAAAGUCAGGUACCAUGUUAGUCAACAAGUCUGGUGAAGAUAGAGAGGAAGUGGAUCAAGAGCAUGGGACUACAUCUGAAAUAUGCCACACUGAUGCCACUAUGUUGGAUGCUGUCUGUGAUAGUAAAUUCUUAAGCCACGAGUCUGCAGAAACAGAUCAAUCCUCAGAAAAAUUGUCAGAUACCGCACACAUUUCAGAUCUACCACCACCAUGUUCUGAUGUCCAAAUUGAUUUCUCUACAUCUAUUAGUUCCGAGCCUGCAACCACAAGGAGGUACACUUAUGACCCCUCUUCGUGGACUCCGAUGGAUAUAGAAACAGCAACAGGAAACGCAGAGUGCAUGCUUUUAGAAAGUCCUCUUAAGUUAAAAAGCUCGUAUGCAGAAGUUGAGGAUUUUUCUGGGACUAGAGAUCCAGUGAGCAUGGAACCUCAAGUGACCAGUUACCACAGACGAUUUGCGGGUACUGUUGACUAUAUAUGGCAUUCCGAGGAUCUACAGACAGUCAAGGUUCUCGAUACGAUACCUAAACAGGCUCUUCAAAACUGGAGUCUUGGAUUCCCAACCAAGAAAUGGGGCAGUGAUCAUCUCGCAUUGGCUUCUCAAUUGGCAUUCAAGAAAGACACAUGAUGAUCGAUGUGUUCCAUAGUUGUAAGUAGGGGGUUAGUUCUUAAACAGACACCAGAUUCACUCUCUCUGUAUAUACAAAUGCUGUUGGUUUAGUUAGUUGAUUAGAAGUAAAUCAAAUAGUUCUUAUAACUUUAGCCAUGUUAACAGUAACAUCAGACUUUUCCAUGAUGAAUUGGAAAUUUAGUGAAAUUAAAAAUUGAAUACAUUCAAGUGUUUCUGUCCUGUUCAACUGAUUGGACUGAUCAGCUUAUUUGUCCUCUGUAUAUGUCUUCUGUUAACUUCAUUAAAUCACAAGUUUAGUGCUGUGAGCGGAUUACUUCAUUAAA